Molecule: messenger RNA, 843 nt
Organism: Rotaria sp. Silwood1
Lineage: Eukaryota; Metazoa; Rotifera; Eurotatoria; Philodinida; Philodinidae
Source: the annotation of a GenBank genome assembly
AUGGCGGCAACAAAUCGACCAAAUUCAGUUGAUCCAGCACUUCGUCGUUUUGGUUGUUUUGAUCUAGAAAUUGAUAUUGGUAUUCCUGAUGUUGUUGGCCGUUUAGAAAUUCUUUGUAUACAUACAAAAAAUAUGAAAUUAGGUGAUGAUGUUGAUCUUGUACAAAUUGCUAAUGAAACACAUGGUUAUGUUGGUGCGGAUUUAGCAUCAUUAUGUUCAAAAGCUGCUUUACAACAAAUUCGAGAAAAAAUGGAUGUCAUGGAUUUACAAAAAGAUACAAUUGAUGCUGAAGUACUCAAUUCAUUAGCUUUUACACAAGAGAAUUUUCGAUUUGCACUUAAUCAAUCAAAUCCAUCAGCUUUACAUGAAAUAGUUGUUGAAGAACCAAGAACAACAUGGGAAGAUAUUGGUGGCUUAGAAAAUGUUAAACCUGAAUUACAAGAAUAUGUUCAAUAUUAUGUUGGACAUCCGAAAAAAUUUCUCAAAUUUGAUACGACGUCAUCACAUGGUGUUCUCUUUUAUGGACCAUCUGGUUGUGGUAAAACAUUAUUAGCAAAAGAUAUGGCUAAUGAAUGUCAAGCAAAUUUUAUUUCGGUAAAAGGUCCUCAAUUAUUAACUAUGUGGUUUGCUAAAUCUCGUGGUGGUAGUGCUGGCGAUGGUAGUGGUGUAACUGAUCGUGUCAUUAAUCAAAUUUUAACUGAAAUGGAUGGUAUGGAUGCAAAGAAGUUUUUUUUUAUUAUUGGUGCCACCAAUCGACCGGAUAUUAUCGAUUCAGCUAUUCUUCGACCAGGUAAAGAAAUAAAUCCCCAUGUCACUGGUCAAAACAUAAAAAGAUUUAUCUAA